UAGCAGUGAGAAGAAAUCAGUCAAUAUCCUCUGCUCGCAAAAGUGUAACAGAGGAUUCAGUCAAAAGCUGACAAAGAGAUGUCACUCGGAAGAAAGAUCUACAAAGGACCCAGCAGUGAUGAACAAACGGCUGAAGAAGGUCUGUUUUCACAGAGAAAUGGAUUUUCACAAUACCAACGUCUUACACUGGGUUUGGGCCUAACCUGUGCUGUCAUGCUGAUCUAACCUGUGCUGUCAUGCUGAUAACUGCUGCUGUGUUGGGGAUUUGCUGCGCCAAAGCCAAAGAUUUCGACAUGUCUGACUUGGCUGCAUCUCCUCUUCUUGCUGAGCUGAACUUCUACCUCAACCAAACUCAUAUCAUCAAAGCCAAAGAGGAGGCUCAGGCGGCGCUGAUCAAAGAACGUGCCAACCAUCUACAAAUCAAGCAGGAAGUGAACCUGAAGAGGACUUUCGUCGACAAGCUUCAAGGAAAGUUAGAGACUCUAAAACAGGAAAUAACAAUUCUCGAGUCAAACAAGACAAAUUUAGAGAAAAACUGUGGUUGGUGUAUGCCUGGAUGGAUUUUUCAAAAAAGAUCUUGCUAUUAUUUUUCUGAUGAGGAGGUUUCUUCAAAAAAGAAUUGGACCGAUAGCAGAAACUACUGCAUGAGUAAAGGAGGUGACCUGUUGGUGAUCAAUAAUUUGGAGGAGCAGCAACUCAUUAGAACUCAUUUGCCACGGAGGAGCAGCAGUCAUGUGUGGUGGCUGAACGGGUUCUGGAUCGGCCUCACCGAUGCAGUGACUCAGGGAGUGUGGAUGUGGGUCAACAAUGUCACAGAGACAUCCACAGCGUACUGGAGAACUGGACAACCUUCCCAUUUUGGGUCUCAGACUGGGAACUGUGUUGCUUUUCUGGGUGACACCCUGACGACUUGGUACAAUGCGAACUGCAAUCAGCACCGGCUGAACUGGAUCUGUGAGAAGGAAGCAAGCAAAACUGAUGUGGUCUAAUACUAUCAAACAUUUAUGACAUUUAACAACAAUGUGUAUAAUGAGAGAUUCAUAAAAGUAUAAAUUUCAUUAAACUGAUGUGUCAAAUGUAUACAUUUCUUGACGAGG
Oryzias melastigma (Indian medaka) is the source of this 1097-nucleotide messenger RNA. RefSeq names its product perlucin-like protein. NCBI's taxonomy places the organism in Eukaryota, Metazoa, Chordata, Actinopteri, Beloniformes, Adrianichthyidae. Bases 237 to 989 code for a protein of 250 amino acids. The transcript has 6 exons. The record is from RefSeq and is a predicted model, not a curated record.